AUGUCAUUCGUUUUUACUUCCUUUUUCAAUUUCCAUUUGUCGCAUUCGUUUAACCUUGACCGCAUCCAGCUAACUCAUGUAUCGGUGCAGUUGAGCCGCCUGAUUAGAAAUUCAGAGCGGACGGGUUAUUUCUUUCCAAUUCCUUCCAGCGAUACAACUUCCUGUAAGCAUUGGUUCGGGGAGCUCCUCCAUUUCGACUCUGCGCGAACGGCAGUUCGAGAAACAUCAGCUGGCGCAGACCCGGAAGACCCGCACGAAUACAUGAAUUGGAUCUUAAGCAGCUUGAUCCCCCGAGAUGAGGCCGUUUAUCAUCAACUCGCCAGAAGAGACAACUGGCCCAGUCGAAACGUCGGUGUCAUGUUGGUUUUCUGCAUUAUCUUCAUCAUCGCCUCUGGCCUGCUUAUUCUUGCCCUCUACCGAUGGAAUCUACGGCGCAAGGCCGCUCGUGGAGGCCAUUAA
This is a messenger RNA of Histoplasma capsulatum G186AR, 459 nucleotides long. RefSeq lists its product as uncharacterized. NCBI's taxonomy places the organism in Eukaryota, Fungi, Ascomycota, Eurotiomycetes, Onygenales, Ajellomycetaceae. The record is from RefSeq and is a predicted model, not a curated record. The transcript has 2 exons. The coding region runs from base 1 to 459 and encodes 152 amino acids.